Messenger RNA from Trichoderma gamsii, 1725 nucleotides. RefSeq lists its product as hypothetical. Gene Ontology annotation, molecular function: carbohydrate:proton symporter activity. The record is from RefSeq and is a predicted model, not a curated record. Lineage: Eukaryota; Fungi; Ascomycota; Sordariomycetes; Hypocreales; Hypocreaceae. Gene Ontology annotation, biological process: transmembrane transport; carbohydrate transport. The coding region runs from base 1 to 1725 and encodes 574 amino acids. The transcript has 3 exons. Gene Ontology annotation, cellular component: membrane.
AUGGCCAUCGCCAUGGGCUGGCACAAGCCCGACAAUGUCGCUGGCUCGUCGGCGCCGGCGAUCAUGGUCGGCCUCUUUGUCGCUUCUGGUGGCCUUCUGUUUGGCUAUGAUACGGGGGCCAUCAAUGGCAUUCUCGCCAUGAACGAAUUCAAGGAAAAGUUUGGCACGUGUAGAAAUCAGCCCGACAGAGACGACAUCUGCGCCAAGGACUCGGCCCUCAUCGUCGCUAUUCUCAGCGUGGGCACAGCAAUCGGGGCCCUCCUCGCCGCUCCCGCCGGUGACAUGCUUGGUCGACGACGGAGCAUGCUCCUUGCUGUUGGCAUCUUUUGUAUUGGCGCUAUUUGCCAGGUCUGUGCCGAGGCAUUACCAGCCUUGUUGGUCGGAAGAGCCCUGGCUGGACUCGGCGUUGGUGCUGUGUCGGUCCUUGUUCCACUGUAUCAAUCAGAAAUGGCUCCGAAAUGGAUUCGUGGUACUCUGGUUUGCGCCUACCAGCUCUCCAUCACUUUAGGGCUCCUAGGUGCAUCCAUCAUCAACAUUGCCACCUCCAAAAUCCACUCAUCUGCCGCUUACCGAAUUCCCCUUGGCCUUCAACUUGUUCCCGCUCUCAUUCUCACCGCUGGCCUUAUGCUCCUCCCCGAAACUCCCCGAUUCUUGGUCAAGCAAGGCAAGAAAGACGCUGCCGGUCUUUCACUCAGUCGUCUUCGACGUCUCGACAUCACUCACCCGGCUCUUAUUGACGAACUCCAGGAAAUCGUCGCUAAUCACCAGUACGAAUUGAGCCUGGGCCCAGACACCUACAAGGAGAUCUUUGUAGGCUCUCCUCAUCUAGGACGGCGAACGUUGACGGGAUGUGGUAUUCAAAUGCUUCAACAGCUUACUGGAAUCAAUUUCAUCAUGUACUACAGCACCACGUUUUUCGGCGGUUCUGGCGUUGACAGCCCCUAUACCAAGUCGCUCAUCAUUCAAAUCAUCAACGUUGUGUCUACAUUUGUCGGCGUCUUUGUCAUCGAGUCCUGGGGUCGGCGAAGGCUGCUCAUUGUAGGCGCCAUUGGUAUGGCUUGCUGCCAGCUGCUCAUGGCAUCAUUUGCCGCCGCCGCUGGUGAAAGCCUUAAAUCAGCCUCCGCUACAAUACUCAUUGUAUUCUGCUCCAUCAACAUCUUCUUCUUCGCAUCCUCUUGGGGCCCCGUGGCAUGGGUCGUCACAUCGGAGAUUUAUCCUCUCAAAGUUCGCGCAAAAUCAAUGUCUAUUUCAACAUUUUCCAACUGGGUGCUCAAUUUCGGCAUCGGAUACAGUACACCGUUCAUGAUAGGGAGUGGUCCGGGCACUGCUGGUUUUGGAACCAAGAUUUUCUUCAUCUGGGGGACUUUUUGCAUUCUCGCAGUCAUUUUUGUAUGGGCCAUGGUCUAUGAAACGAGCAAAAUCAGUCUGGAACAGAUCGACGAGAUGUACGAACGAGUGGACCAUGCCUGGCACAGCAGACAAUUCGAGCCAAGCUGGAGCUUCCAGCAACUGCUUGACGAAGGAUGGUCGGCCAGCGCGCAGCCUCCUCCAGAUCACGAGCUACAAACAACAUCUUCACAAUCAAGCGCUGAUACCACGCUCGGUGAUUCAAACUCAGUCACCAUCCACAAUAGUCAUAGUGAUGGCAACGAAAUAUCGACAGCGUCCUCGGAUGAAAACAAAGAGUCCAUACCCACCAUGGCACACGUCGACUUUAGCUACUAA